Molecule: messenger RNA, 1818 nt
Organism: Anopheles cruzii
Lineage: Eukaryota; Metazoa; Arthropoda; Insecta; Diptera; Culicidae
Gene: RYBP
Product: YY1-associated factor 2
Exons: 3
Coding region: 322-795 (157 amino acids)
Biological process (GO): positive regulation of DNA-templated transcription
Cellular component (GO): nucleus
Molecular function (GO): transcription coregulator activity; DNA binding
Source: RefSeq, a predicted model, not a curated record
ACUAUCCGCUCGAAUCCGCUUCUAUUACAAUAUAAUAUUAUAUAUAUGAAUAUAUUAUAUUAUUUAUUAUAUAAAAUAUAAAAUAUGGUUCUUUCUGCUUUUCUGCUCGUACGUACGCCAAACCCUAAUAAUACCGUGUAAUACAUGCAUUCGGUGAAAAGCUCUGUUGUUAAGCAAACAAUAAAGAUAACUGAACAAAAAGAAAGAACUUGACAGACGCUGUAGUUGCAGUAAGCCGAAACUUAAUAUCGCAUUAAAAGGUGAAAAAAGCACACCUCUAGAGUAAUGUUCUAAACAUCGGAGAGUGUAUGUUUCAUAGCAAUGGAUAAAAGCAAAUCUCCAGUACGUCGCGCAAAACGUCAAUCAAAAGUAGUGGAAGAAAAUUUCUGGGACUGCAGCGUUUGCACCUACCGGAACACAGCCGAAGCAUUCAAGUGUUUGAUGUGCGACGUUCGAAAAGUGUACUCUGUUCCAGGAACAUCGACAAGAAAGCCCCGGCUUAAUUCAGCACUUGUGGCUCAACAGGCCGCUACACAAGUAUUUCCAAGUGUGUCUGGGCAGACGGCAGGAUCAGUUGUAAAGUCGCCGGCCAACAUGAAAGCAUCACGCAAUAAGAACAAACGUUCGAAGCAUCCACCGCGGUUAAAAAAUAUCGACCGUACUAGUGGCCAAACUCGUGAAGUAACUGUUAAUUCUGUAACUGUUGUAAUUACCGAAUACAAGCCAAAACCUCCGACCGUUAGUCGGAAUGAGUCAAGUGAAAGUUUUAGCGAAAGCAAUGACUCUAGAAGCUAAAGUGUUUCACGACUAGUUGAAGAACUAUUAUGACUGUCGGAAAUGAUAAAAUACAACCCAACUAAUGAAUCGCCAUCAGUUGUAUAUUAGACGAUUGAUUAAGGGAACCAAACUAAAGGUAAUUUAAAGAAAUAUCAACAGUAGGUUCGUUCAUCAGUUUCGAAAUGAGAAAAAUCCAAUGACGGUUUUACAUGUAUGCCCUUUAAAGGCUAUACUUAGUUACUUUUGUACGUAAUUCUGAUAUGUUUCGACUGAUAUUCAACUGUUUCAAAAUCUUGAAAGACGUGUAAAAUUGUUAUUGUAAUUAUAAAAUUUUCAUUUAACGUUUAAUUGUAUGAUUUACUUCAACGAUUAUUGAUGUUCUCAUACUGUUUUGGAGAUAAGGUGUUUCUUACACAUUGCGUUAGAAAGGUUUAUUUAAAAUUAAUCUUCACUUAUAUCACUAAUUAUUAUUAUUAUUGCCAGUUAAUAAUAAUAACGUCGAGCAAACUGCAGCAGAUACAUGUUCUUUGUUGUUUCCAGUCCUCGAUUUGAUUGGGUGAAGUGGUUGCCGAGACCCCCACAGUCCUGUAAUCUUAGUCAUAUUGACCAUUUGUCCAAUGGGUUGAAGAGCCUGUAUACCCAUCCUAGGAUAUUCGGAUAAUAUGUUACCGCUCUGUACGGCGUGGUCGAGUGUAGGAGCAGUAAGGGAGGAAACCCAUAGCAUUUUUCGGAAGCCGUUGGUUCCCACCCGUUUACUAAUAAUGCAACACAAAUAGCGAUAAAACCAAGUUGUAACUGCCUAUCGAUUGUUAACAUCUACAUUGUUUAUAGUCUUGUCCGCUAAUGUGAUUUUUAUAUACACUGAAGAUUAUUGUAUUUCAGUUUGUGCUAUUAUUGCUUUAUUUGACGUAAAUACCUCAAAUACCAUUUGGAGGUGGCCUGACUUAUCGGGAAAAACUUAUAUACAUUCGUUUUUUACAUUUUAUUAUGAAACUAUGUAUUGAAUCAUUUUAACUUACAAGUACAUUGGAAGCUGCAAAC